AUGUUUGGCCCUCGCGGCCGAGGAGGGCCCCCACGGUCCACUCCAGCCAAUGUUCAGUGCCAAAAGUGCCUGAAACGAGAUAUGCAUCACUCCCUCCUUGAUGUCGGAACAAUAUCUCAGCAGUUGCGCAACCCCAAGCUCGUGCCGAAACUGGCCAACACCAGCCUGGAACCAGUCGAGGCAAAGAAGGGCGUCGCAGAUGAAGAACUCGCCAAGAGGGAAGCGGAGCGGGCCAAGCAGCGGGGCCAAGAUCAAGACGAGGGCGAGGAUGAGGUUCCGAGAGCGACAUCGAAGCGGCCACGGUCCCUUUCCGCAAACUCCAUCUCAACAAUCUCAACCGACAAUUCUGGGGACCGAAUGCGAAAUCGAAAUCGCAGCAGGUCUGCGGAGCCACGCAAGCGCAAGCGCAGUCCAGGGUCUCCGAACGCCGAGGGCGGCCGCCGAGGCAACGGCAGCCGCAGCAGCCAUAGCCGGAGCCCAUCUCCACCGCAAAGGCGCGGUCGUGCGAGGUCGCGAGACAGCCAUUCCCCCGUGCCCGAGCGUACUGAACGACUGUAUCGGUCCCGCGACCACCGUGUGCGAAAUCGAGAUGCCCCGCCGGAGCUGAAAGGAAAUUCUGCCAUGACGAGAGAUGGCCGAGAGCCGCCUGCGCGCCGGCCAUACUACUCAAGAUCGCCGGAGCGGGGAUCGCGGCGACAGGAAAGAAAGGAAAAUCGGCUUGCUCCGGCGGCUGGCGAGGACCGGGAACGGCACGGUGGCCGUUCUGGUGUGAUGCAAGCAGAUCAACGAUCGAGGGAACGCAGCCUGAGCCCCUUCAGCAAGCGGCUGGCCUUGACCCGAGAGUUGAAAGGCGACGCGAGGUAA
This is a messenger RNA of Drechmeria coniospora, 864 nucleotides long. RefSeq lists its product as uncharacterized. The transcript is spliced from 3 exons. The coding region runs from base 1 to 864 and encodes 287 amino acids. The record is from RefSeq and is a predicted model, not a curated record. NCBI's taxonomy places the organism in Eukaryota, Fungi, Ascomycota, Sordariomycetes, Hypocreales, Ophiocordycipitaceae.